AUGGCGGCGACUCUUCCCGUUGGGAUUCUCAUGGCCACCAUUGCAUUAUUUUUUUGUCAGACGACGACGGUAAUAUGUGAAUUUCCGAUGACCCUGCCUCUCGAAAGAGCAAUUCCGUUGAGAAAUGAAAUGAAAUUGAGUGAGCUCAAAGCUCUGGACCAUGCUAGACAUCGAAGGUUGAUUCAAUCUUCCAAUGAUACUGAUUUCCCACUCGAGGGCACCUAUGAUCCUUACGUAGCCGGGCUUUAUUAUACAAAGGUGCAAUUGGGUUCUCCCCCGAGAGAUUUUCAUUUGCAAGUAGACACAGGCAGCGACCCUCUCUGGGUCACCUGUAGCUCCUGUUCAGGCUGUCCCCACAAAACCCAACUUCAAAUCAAGCUCAGUUCCUUCGAUCCUGGGAAAUCAUCCACGUACUCACCGGUAACUUGUUCAGACGCGAUAUGCAGCAGCGAAUAUCAGACGCCCGAAGCCGUGUGUUCCAGUGAUAAUCGCUGCACUUACACGUUCCAGUACGCUGAUGACAGUGCCUCUGCUGGUUACUACGUCUCAGACCUCAUUUAUUUUGCCACCGCCAUUUCCAACGGUUCUUCACCUCUCAUCUUCGGAUGUAGCAAGGAGUUGACGGGCAACUUGGUGAAGAAUGAAAGAGGAGUGGAUGGGAUAAUAGGAUUUGGGCAAGGUGACAUAUCAGUAGUAUCACAGCUCUCUUCAAAAGGAUUAGUGCCAAAAGUGUUCUCUCACUGCCUCCGAGGCGAUGAUCAAGGCGGAGGCACCUUGGUCCUCGGUGAGAUUGUGGAGCCAAAUAUUGUUUUCACACCACUCAUUCCUUCCUGGCCUCAUUACAAUUUAGAUCUCAAGGGCAUCGAGGUGAAAGGCCAGAAGUUAGCGAUUGACUCAUCGGUUUUUCAAACAUUACCGAACCAAGGCACCGUUAUUGAUUCUGGAACAACUAUGGCAUACCUUCCUGAAGGGGUUUACGAAUCCUUUCUCAACGCGGUUUCGGAUGCUGUUCCAGUAGAAUCGCUUGCCGGCACUUACGUUGCGGAUGGAUCCCAAUGUUUCUUCACAUUAAAUAGCAUAUCUGAAGUUUUUCCUAACAUAAGUUUGAACUUUGCUGGCGGUGCAUCUAUGGUUCUUAAACCCAAGGACUACCUAGUGCAUCACAUGACUUUAAAUGACGGUGAAACAGGGUGGUGCAUUGGCAUUCAGAAAAUGCAGGGCUCUCAAGGGUUCACUAUUUUAGGAGAUAUUGUAUUAAAGGAUAGGAUUAUAGUUUAUGAUCUGGCUGGCCAACGCAUCGGAUGGGCCGACUAUGACUGCUCGAAGUCCUUCAACGUGUCUGUAAAAUUGACCAGUGCAUCAGGGUCGUCUAGUGUGGGUACGUCAACGGAUUGGCCACUUAUUAAGAAGCGAACCUUAGCUUUCUUCGUGUCUUUGAUCUGCUGCUUCUUGUUAUUUUAG
Molecule: messenger RNA, 1461 nt
Organism: Prosopis cineraria
Lineage: Eukaryota; Viridiplantae; Streptophyta; Magnoliopsida; Fabales; Fabaceae
Product: aspartic proteinase 36-like
Exons: 10
Coding region: 1-1461 (486 amino acids)
Biological process (GO): proteolysis
Molecular function (GO): aspartic-type endopeptidase activity
Source: RefSeq, a predicted model, not a curated record